AAAAAGACCAAAACUGCUCAUAAGUUGCAAAAAUAUGGUGCGUUAGUUUCCUCACUCAAAAGAUGAGGGACUAAUCGCUUUCUUCUCGUUCUCUCUUUCACAUUCAAACUCGUCGAAUCCAAUUUGUAACAGUUGUUCAAAAUCUCAAUCGAAGUGAAAAUUACUUGUUGAUUUGCCAUAAUAAUCGACUUGGUUCGAAUAUACUGCAGAAGUUUGGUUUUGGGAGAAUGGAGGAGCUGCUGGUGGGGAAGCAUGUUAAGUACAUUAUAACAGUUGAGAAGAGGAAAGAUGAUUUUGAAUCUGUGGUGAUGGAGCAUUUGAGAUUAAAUGGGGCAUACUGGGGAUUGACAACUCUGGAUAUCAUGGGCAAGCUUGGUGCAGUGGAGCAAGAUGAAGUUAUUUCAUGGGUCAUGCAGUGCCAACAUGAAUCUGGUGGAUUUGGUGGUAAUAUUGGACAUGAUCCGCAUGUUCUGUAUACACUUAGUGCUAUUCAAGUCUUGGCAUUAUUUGAUAAAAUACAUGUCCUUGACAUUGAUAAGGUGUCAAAUUAUAUUGCAGGUCUGCAAAAUGAAGAUGGAUCAUUUUCUGGUGAUAUAUGGGGUGAAGUUGAUACACGUUUCUCUUACAUUGCUAUCCUUUCACUCGCAUUGCUGCACCGGUUAGAUAAGGUUGAUGUUGGAAAAGCAGUGAAAUAUAUCUUAAGUUGCAAGAAUGUGGAUGGUGGAUUUGGAUGCACACCGGGAGCAGAAUCUCAUGCGGGGCAAAUUUUCUGUUGCGUGGCAGCUCUCGCAAUUACAGGGUCUCUACAUCAUGUUGAUAAGGACCUCCUUGGUUGGUGGUUAUGUGAAAGACAAGUCAAAUCUGGGGGACUAAAUGGUCGCCCAGAGAAGCUUCCUGAUGUAUGCUACUCUUGGUGGGUUCUUUCCAGCUUAAUUAUGAUCGACAGGGUUCAUUGGAUUGACAAGGGAAAGCUUGUAAAAUUUAUUUUGGACUGUCAGGACAAGGAGAAUGGUGGAAUUUCAGAUAGGCCAGAUGAUGCAGUUGAUGUCUUCCAUACUUACUUUGGAGUUGCUGGACUUUCACUUCUUGAGUAUCCAGGAAUAAAGCCGAUAGAUCCUGCUUAUGCCUUGCCUGUUGAUGUUGUAAACCGAGUUAUGCUUGGCAGAUAAUCUCUGGGUUUUUGCUCCAUUCUAGCUAAUAACAGCAUUCUCUUGAUAUGAGAUUAGCAGAAACAGUUUCCCUUGAUGACAGGCGGAUUGCGUUACCAAUGCUGCAACAUUUUUUCAUCAUAACGGCUCUUUCAGGAAGAAACAAACCUAAAGCAGGGAUCCAGGAUUUUAACUUUAUGGGUUUAGCCUUUGUAGUUUUCAGCAUAACUCAUUAUAAUUCUUAAGUUACAUUUUCAGAUUUGAUAUCUGUUGGUAUUUUUAGUGAUUUUUCGUUUAUAUAUACUACAUCUUGUUGCAAGCAGCAACAGUGUAAUAAUUGUACCAACUUUUACCAUGUUAAACUAAAAUCAGUGCAUUAUAUUCUUUUCGUGUU
Messenger RNA from Solanum lycopersicum (tomato), 1542 nucleotides. Its product is annotated as geranylgeranyl transferase type-2 subunit beta 1-like. Gene Ontology annotation, biological process: protein geranylgeranylation. Lineage: Eukaryota; Viridiplantae; Streptophyta; Magnoliopsida; Solanales; Solanaceae. Gene Ontology annotation, molecular function: Rab geranylgeranyltransferase activity. Gene Ontology annotation, cellular component: Rab-protein geranylgeranyltransferase complex. The record is from RefSeq and is a predicted model, not a curated record.